CAUAUGUAUUUGUAAGAUUUAAUGAGAAGACCAAAAAAUACAUUGACUAAAGCAGCCAUGGAAAACCUUUUUCUUACAUUAUCGCUAUUUGUAGCCAUCUCUCAUACUCUGCCUCAUUUCGCCGGUUCUUUUCCGAUUUCUCAUAAUUUUCCGGCGGUUUUCAACUUCGGAGACUCUAACUCUGACACCGGAGAACUCACCUCCGGUCUUGGAUUCCUUCUCCAGCCUUCCUUUGGACAAACCUAUUUCAAACCUCCAUCUUCCGGAAGAUUUUGUAAUGGACGUCUCAUCGUCGAUUUUCUAAUGGAAGCAAUUGAUCGGCCCUAUUUGAGGCCAUAUUUAGAUUCGAUGAGCCGACAAAGUUACCAGAGAGGGUGCAAUUUUGCAGCGGCUGCGUCAACGAUUCAGAAGGCAAAUGCUGCAUCUUAUAGCCCCUUUGGCUUUGGUGUUCAAGUCUCUCAAUUCAUCACCUUUAAGUCCAAAGUCAUUCAACUGAUACAUCAAGAUGAAGAGCUCAAAAAAUACUUACCGUCCGAAUAUUAUUUCAAGAAUGGAUUAUAUAUGUUUGACAUCGGACAAAAUGAUCUUGCCGGAGCAUUUUACUCCAAGACAUUUGAUCAAGUUCUUUCUCUGAUUCCUACAAUCUUGGAUAUAUUUCAAGAUGGAAUAACGAGAUUACAUGCGGAAGGAGCAAGAAAUUUUUGGAUACACAACACAGGGCCACUUGGUUGUUUGGCUCAAGUUGUGUCACGAUUUGGGAAAGACAAAUCAAAGCUUGAUGAGUUUGGUUGUGUCAGUGACCAUAACCAAGCUGCUCAGCUUUUCAAUUUGCAGCUUAAUGGUCUUUUCAAAAAACUCCCUCAACUAUAUCCCGGUUCCCGUUUCACAUACGUAGAUAUCUUCUCGAUCAAAUCCGACCUCAUUCUGAAUCAUUCCAAAUACGGUUUUGAUCAUUCGAUACUGGUAUGCUGUGGAACGGGAGGACCGCCAUUGAACUACGAUGAUCAGGUUGGUUGCGGUAACACAGCAACAUCAAAUGGUACGACAAAGACCGCCAAACCUUGCAUUGAUAGCUCUAAAUAUGUUAACUGGGACGGCAUUCACUACACUGAAGCUGCAAACCGGUUUGUUACGCUACACAUUCUCACCGGUAAAUACUCUGAGACGUUGUCGUCUCAAAUUUUUUUAGCAAUGUAUGUAACUGAAAAAUUUACCAUUAUCAUUUUCUUUAUGCAUGCAUACAUAAGAAACUGAUUAGAUGGAUCAUUUCCAUUAAUUCAAGGUUUCUUAACCAAUAUAAAGGGAACAUUUUUGGUAACUUUCUUUCACAAAGACAAGUGCUUUGACACAAUAAAAUGAAUCUUCAAAUAA
Messenger RNA from Camelina sativa (false flax), 1371 nucleotides. Its product is annotated as GDSL esterase/lipase At3g05180. The record is from RefSeq and is a predicted model, not a curated record. Gene Ontology annotation, molecular function: hydrolase activity, acting on ester bonds. NCBI's taxonomy places the organism in Eukaryota, Viridiplantae, Streptophyta, Magnoliopsida, Brassicales, Brassicaceae.